CAGCUCUCAGAUGUCAUCUGUUCCUCUACAGCUUCUGUUUUAUGUAAAUGGCGUUUAUUUCAUCUUUUACUUCUUGGCAACUCUCGCAAUGGUGCUUUAUAAAAGUCAAGUUUUCAGCUAUCCAGAUGAUUUUUUGACUCUUGAUCUUACCCUGCUUUUCGUUAUGGCUAUUGUGGAAGUGCUCCGGUUGUACCUGGGUGCAAGGGGGAACCUGACAGAAGAGGAGGGUCCGUUGGGGCUCAGCCUUGUGAUGACAGUGGGAAGUGUGUUUCUGGCUGUGUAUUUCCUGGUGUGGCAAACCUAUGUGCUGAAAGCAGAUGUCAUCCUCAACGCUGUUCUGCUCCUCUCCUAUGGGAUGGAGUCAAUUCUCAAGGUCUCCGCCAUCGCUGCUUUUAUCAGAUAA
Nestor notabilis (Kea) is the source of this 403-nucleotide messenger RNA. It is a transcript of the gene TMEM80, whose product is annotated as transmembrane protein 80. Lineage: Eukaryota; Metazoa; Chordata; Aves; Psittaciformes; Psittacidae. Gene Ontology annotation, biological process: non-motile cilium assembly. The annotation marks the transcript as partial. Gene Ontology annotation, cellular component: ciliary transition zone. The record is from RefSeq and is a predicted model, not a curated record. The transcript has 3 exons.